CACACAAAACCCUCACCUUCACCGUAUGUUUGUCACGCUCACCGGGCUGUGCCUUCCACCAACGUUGCUUACACCGUCUUUCUGCGCCUCAAAUUUUUUCUCCGCCGCAUCUGCACCUACACCACCGCGCGCCUGCCUCCAACUCCAGCUCUACAGCGCAGCCGACAACAACAAUGUCGGCUAGGACAUUAUUUUCACCGCGUCGGCCUAUCGAGAACAUCCCCGUGCCAGACCCCGAAAAGCUCAACGACUACCUCGCCCAAAUUAAACAGCAUGACGACGAUAAAACCAUCGAAAGUAUUUUGGGGCAAAUACUCCCAGACAGGUUCGUUAGAUCCCUGAUGACGACACAUGUCCGCGGCCAACUUCUCACUAUCAUCUCACCUCAACUUUGGCGGCGCGAAGGGAAUGACUUUCUAUCGCGGGAACAACAAUGCUUCGACACGGUGAUAGACACCGCCGCCAAAAUCCCCGGAUUGGGCGAUCUUGCCGCACAUGACGUCUCAAAGCCGCUCGUAACAGCAAUUGUGAAGUUCCUCGUCAGGAAAGCCGUACAGCACCGACCUAUAGCAAUUACUCACCCGCCGCUCACGGGAGGCGCACUAGGACGUACUCAAACUCUGGUGGACGAGGAAAAGAGAAAACGAGACGAGGAGGAAAAGAGGAGGAAUAGGGACCGUCAAAAAACAGUGGAGACGGACGUGGGGAUGGAGGAGGACACAAGGACAGAGGACGAGGAGGAAAAGAAGAGAAGGCAGCGUGAACAGUCAGAUCUCAUAGAUAUCGACAUGGAUGUCUAUGAGCAGGGCUACAACACGCCGACAAGGAGAAAGCGCUCACGAUCGACCAGAGCAACUAGUCACGACACGACAGAGACUACAUUCACCCCCAAACGCGCGCGUAUCUCCGAAGCAGAGCAGCCACCCCGACAGCCGUUCUUAUUCGACCAUUUCGUCAUUGAACUCGUGGACUGCACAAGACUUCCUAUAAUUUCGGAUAAGUCAAUUGUUCAGAUUCACUCGCGAACAUGCAUCACACAAGCCGAUGAUGUACGGCUGAUGGAGCAACGACCAAACUGCAGCGGCGUCUUCACGGCAGAAAGUGUACGCCUGGAAUCCCUGAUUUCGCAGAUGAAUCUGAGCCUUGAGAACAGCGGCAUCCCAGGGUUCGACGGGAAAUCAAGCGAGUGGAGGUUCUUCAGCGCGAUCGAGUAUCCCCACUUGAUCCCGCUCGAGACGCAGAGUCUGGUGACCGACCAAGUUUGCCUCCUGAAAGAGAAACAGAAGGACUUCUGGGCAGUACUGAUUGCACCUAAAGCCUCCACUGUAGAAGAGUUUAAGGAAGAUUUCCGAAAUGCGCGAGAGCUGGUCGACAAAACUCUGAAUAAUAUGAUAGGAGAGGAGGAAAUGGACGUUGAUUGUGCAAUUUCUGGUGAUCUAGGGUAG
This is a messenger RNA of Periconia digitata, 1445 nucleotides long. The record is from the annotation of a GenBank genome assembly. Lineage: Eukaryota; Fungi; Ascomycota; Dothideomycetes; Pleosporales; Periconiaceae.